Messenger RNA from Amaranthus tricolor (Joseph's coat), 3411 nucleotides. Its product is annotated as 1,4-alpha-glucan-branching enzyme 1, chloroplastic/amyloplastic-like. The coding region runs from base 428 to 3256 and encodes 942 amino acids. Gene Ontology annotation, molecular function: 1,4-alpha-glucan branching enzyme activity; hydrolase activity, hydrolyzing O-glycosyl compounds; cation binding. The transcript has 14 exons. Gene Ontology annotation, biological process: carbohydrate metabolic process. The record is from RefSeq and is a predicted model, not a curated record. Lineage: Eukaryota; Viridiplantae; Streptophyta; Magnoliopsida; Caryophyllales; Amaranthaceae. Gene Ontology annotation, cellular component: cytoplasm.
UCAAAAACCCUGAGUCAUGUAAACUGCUUAUUGAACUUUUCAUUAUAAAUUGUAUUUUAUUUAGAUGAAAAAAUCUAACAUUAUUAAUCAAAAUGAAGCAAAAUAGGUACUGAGUGUAGGAUGAGAAAAAUCCAAAAAUAGUCGAUAGUCAUUAGUAAUUCAUCAUCACAGUUCAUAUGUGACCGAGUCACAAACUGACGGUGUUGGUUGAAUUCUGAUUUCUGAUAAUCACAUAAUUCUUGUCCCACCGUUUCAUUUCAAACAUUUUCCAUCGUUAAUUCAAUUAAAGAUGUAAACUUUUCUCUUUCCUCCUCAAUACCCAACUUUUAUUUUUUCUUUUCAAUGAUCAUUUUAUAUCAGAUUUUUCAUAAAUAUGGUACGUAAAAUCAGUGAAGGUUUUCAAGAAAACUAAGCAGGGGAAAUAAAGAUGAGCAUUUCAGCAAGUCAUACCGUUGCAAUUCCACUUGGGUCAUUGUUACUUUCAGCCAAAAGGGGCUCUGCAAACGAUGGUUCAUUUUUGACUCAGCCAUUGGCACUGAGCUCGAGGUCGAAAACUCUGCAGAGGCGCAUUUCUUCGCAUUCUAACUUCCACGCCCUUGUAUGUCGGGGGAUGAAGCACUGUUCUUCGAUAUCAGCUGUUUUGACUGAAAGCAGUAAAACAAUGGGAGUUACUGAAGUUGACACCGAGAAUUUGGGAAUCUUUGAUGUGGAUCCAAGCUUGGAACCAUACAAAGAUCAUUUUAGAUACAGAAUGAAGAGAUAUGUGGAUCAAACUCAGCUCAUUGAGAAAUACGAAGGUGGUCUUGAGGAAUUUGCUCAAGGAUAUUUAAAAUUUGGUUUUAACCGAGAAGAAGGGGGCAUUGUGUAUCGGGAAUGGGCUCCUGCUGCUCAAGAGGCGCAGCUAAUUGGGGACUUCAAUGGUUGGGAUGGUACCAUGCAUAGUAUGGAAAAGAACCAGUUUGGUGUUUGGAGCAUUAGAAUACCAGAUUCUGAUGGAAAGCCUGCUAUUCCUCAUAACUCAAGAGUUAAGUUUCGGUUCAAGCAUGGAAAUGGAGUUUGGGUUGACCGAAUUCCGGCUUGGAUCAAAUAUGCUAUAGCGGACCCCACAAGAUUUGCAGCACCGUAUGACGGAGUAUACUGGGAGCCUCCUCCUGAAGAAAGCUACCAAUUUAAGUAUCCUCGUCCUCCGAAACCGAAGGCUCCUCGAAUUUACGAGGCCCAUGUUGGAAUGAGUAGUUCUGAGCCUUGUGUAAAUUCUUACCGGGAAUUCGCAGAUGAAGUUUUGCCUCGUAUCAAAGCAAACAAUUAUAAUACAGUACAGUUGAUGGCUGUGAUGGAGCAUUCCUAUUAUGCUUCUUUCGGGUAUCACGUGACAAACUUCUUUGCAGUGAGUAGUAGAUCUGGAAACCCCGAGGACCUUAAGUAUCUGAUUGACAAGGCUCACAGCUUAGGACUACGAGUACUAAUGGAUGUCGUUCAUAGCCAUGCCAGCAAUAAUGUUACCGAUGGCUUGAAUGGUUUUGACGUUGGUCAAGGUGCACAGGAAUCCUAUUUCCAUACUGGAGAUCGUGGCUAUCAUAAGCUAUGGGAUAGUAGGUUGUUCAAUUAUGCAAACUGGGAAGUUCUUCGGUUCCUCUUAUCGAAUGUGAGGUGGUGGCUUGAAGAGUACAGAUUUGACGGGUUUCGUUUUGAUGGGGUGACAUCCAUGCUAUAUCAUCAUCAUGGAAUUAAUAUGGGGUUUUCUGGAAAUUAUAAUGAGUAUUUCAGCGAGGCAACAGAUGUUGAUGCUGUGGUUUAUUUGAUGCUAGCCAAUCGUUUGAUUCACAAAAUUUUUCCUGAUGUUACGGUAGUCGCAGAAGAUGUUUCCGGUAUGCCUGGACUUUGUCGUCCUGUUUCCGAAGGGGGAGUUGGAUUUGACUAUCGCCUGGCUAUGGCAAUUCCAGACAAGUGGAUCGAUUAUCUAAAGAAUAAGAAGGAUGAAGAAUGGUCGAUGAAUGAAGUCAUGCUUAGUUUGACCAAUAGACGAUACACCGAGAAGUGUAUAGCUUAUGCCGAAAGUCAUGACCAGGCAAUUGUUGGGGAUAAGACGGUAGCCUUUUUACUUAUGGACCAAGAAAUGUAUACGGGAAUGUCUUGCCUAACGGAAGCAUCUCCCGUAGUUGAGAGAGGAAUUGCUCUUCAUAAGAUGAUUCAUUUAAUUACAAUGGCCCUAGGUGGGGAAGGCUACCUUAACUUCAUGGGUAAUGAGUUUGGCCAUCCUGAAUGGAUCGACUUCCCUAGAGAAGGCAAUGGUUGGAGUUACAAAAUGUGCAGACGUCAAUGGAAUCUUCCUGAUACAGAUCACCUAAGAUACAAGUUCCUGAAUUUAUUCAACGGUGCCAUGAAUUUGUUGGAUGAGAAAUUCUCGUUUCUCACUUCAUCAAAACAAAUUGUCAGCAGUGCAAAUGAAGUAGACAAGGUUAUCGUGUUUGAGAGAGGUGACUUGGUGUUUGUCUUCAACUUCCAUCCGGUGAAUGCAUAUGAAGGAUACAAAAUUGGGUGUGACCUGCCCGGAAGGUAUCGUGUUGCAAUCGAUAGUGAUGCUUUGAUGUUCGGUGGAAAAGGAAGGGUGGGUCAUGAUGUUGAUCAUUUCACAAAUCCUGAAGGAAUACCAGGGGUCUCGGAGACAAAUUUUAACAAUCGCCCCAAUUCGUUCAAAGUCCUAUCUCCGCCUCGUACAUGUGUGGCAUAUUACAGAGUAGAAGACUAUCCGGAGUUGAGUGUCUCAACUUCUACUACUGUCGCUGACAUUCUAGAAGAGGCAGGUGGAGCUGAGGAUGAUAUGACUGAGCCUGAAGAACAUGUUCUAGUGAAAGAAAGUGUCUCAUCAUCUUCUGCUGCUGAGGUUCUAGAGGACGAGCAAGCAGAUGAAGCUGAAGAGGACACCCCUGAGCCUGAAGAAUUAACUCUCAAGGAAGAAAGUGUUUCAUCGUCCACUGUUGCAGAGGUUCUAAAGGAAGAAUCAACUCUCGGGGAAGAAAUUGUCUCAUUAUCCACUGUUGAAGUUCGAGAACAAAAGGAGGCAGUUGAAGCGGAGGAUAAUAGCCUAAAGCCUGAAGUGCCCGGACCUUCAGAAAAAAGUUCUGAACCAAGCAUAGAGAAGGCGGUUGAUGACUCAACAAUAAAUCGUAUCUCAGCACGCGACUUUGACAUCAGUAAACCCCUUUUGUCACUCAUGCACUUUCCAUUAGUUCGCGGUUUCCUCUUCUCGGUGUGAAAUAAUGUAAUUCUCUUGUGUUAUCAACAAAUAAAAUUAAGGAAUAAAUGUGAAUCAAGAACCUUAACUUGGUUAAUAGAAAAUGUCUAUCGAUUACACAAUACGAUGAUUCUUUAAUAUGGAUUAAUAAUACAAUUCAUGACAUAUCCUAAAAA